AGAAAAGAAAAUGUAGACACUAGAUCACUGUGUAGUGAGGGUCCCCCAGAAUCCUACCUCUCAAUGUCUAGUGUGAAUGUUUUGGCUUUUUCUCCUUCUUUCUUUUUUUCUUUCAUAUACUUGUAAAGGAUUCGAAAAUUUCUAUUCCGAAUAAACCAAAAUAAAUUUGGUUACACUUGUUUCUUGGCCUAAUUAAGAUUGAACCUGUAGCCUAACAGAGAGCUCUGUUCCCUUUGUUCUGUUAACAUAAACAAGUUACUUCAUGUCCCUCUGUGGGAACUGGGAAUUAGGCAAGUGUUUAGACUCACAAAAACUUCCAGCAAGUUUGGCUCUCAGCUUGGAGACCAAGUAAUUAAAUAUGAGAUGAAAGAUGAGUCCAACCGGGCUCACCCUCCAAGAUUGGAAAGGGGACUAUACAUGAAGGCAAACUCCGUUAGCCUGAUUUUCCUGUCAACAGAAAGUUCCUCUCCAUUUUUAAUAUUACUUGAAAGGCAGUUUGAAAAUAGGGGGAAAACAGUUUAGGAAAAUAGAGGAAAUGCUUAUGGGCACAGUUCUUGUUACAUCUGCAGCUGUCGAAUGCUUUGUAACACUCAUCACGCUUGUCGUGACUUAGCUGCUGCCUGGCCAGUCCCACUAGCCAGGAACUUCCAGAAGGCAAAGCUCUUGUCCCUUCACUGAUCCCAGCACGGAAGCUGGUGUGGAGUGGGUCCUUGUUGAACGAGGGUGAGUAAGCGGUUGAUGCUCUUAGUUGAAGUAGAGAGAAAGUGUGUGGGGCGAAAGGUCAGCAGGUCAUUGCUAUGUGUGCCAGAGCUCUGAAAAGCCUAGAUACACAUGGCAACCAGCGCCAGUUAAGAUGGUUGCAAUCACGCACCUAAGGUUGGCGGCCCUCGUUGCCUUCUUUAGUUUUUAAAAAAAUCAAGUCAUCUCAGCUCCUUUAGAAAGGAGUAAAUUCUGCUUUCCUGGACUGAGACCUAUAUUGGGCUUUUACAAAUUUCUGCCCGAAUGGGAUUGUCCUCAUGACUUGGUUCAGGAGGCCAAAUGAAUAGAACCUCAAACCACCCCAUUUCAGUUCUAGAAGUUAGAUAGCCCCCCCGGGAUAAAUCUGUUUGCUCUCAGGUCGUAUAUCUAGAGGUUAAGCUGUCAGCCAGUGUGACAUUGAAGGCAGCCUUGGGAUUGGGGGAAGAAGACCAAUGGUGGCGAUCAUAAAGGAUGGCAUUCGCUGUCAGGAAGGUUCAGAGCCGGCUCAGAGAUGUAUGUCUGCUCUGCGCGGCUUCUCUCUGUCUCCCCCACAAGCUUACAUCCUCACCUCUGCUGCUUUUGAUAAAUGUCUCUCUGAACCCACCAUUGCAGUGUCUGCAGGCUGGGGUGCAGUUGGCGAUGAGCUGAGCCCUCCCCCUCACUCCAUCACCCUGGAGCUGUGGGGAAAAGGCUGCCCAAGGGGGCUUGUCUCCCUUCUCUGCCAGGACGUGAGAUGGUUUUUUGCAAGCUCACAUAAAGGUUACGAACUUCCAUGGCUGCUCCUCUGAAACUAUAAUAGAUUCCUGUUUUAAUUAUUAUUUUGGAAAAUACUCCUGCAGGAUUUCAGCAGUCUCCAAGCCCAUUCUACAAGUUCAAGUACAUUUUUGAAAGAAUGUUUUCGAAAGUAUAGAUUGUGCUGAACGCCUGUAGUUAUGAAUGGAUUAGAUGUGUGUUAUCUCCUGGAGAAAAAUGCAUCUGGAAACAGACUGCAUUCUUAGAGGGAUAAUUAGUUCAUUGUGCUUAGCACAGCAAGUCCUCCCAGGGUGUCCUCAGAGAUGGGACUGAUCUAGAAUGGAAAGCAAGAGACCAUUUGUAACAUAUUGCUUGCUUGCUAUCCAAAAAUUGCUCAGUUCAGAAAUAACUAAGACUUGAUUUCAUCGUUUCUGGACAAUAAAGACCGAAAUAUCCUAAUAGAAGAACAGAGUGAAAAAUAGAGCUAAUGAUUGCCAUAGAGGCCAAGGAAUGAGCCCAUGGAGGGUUUCAGAGUCCAAGACGUGUGCCCCUCAAGGCGACCUCAGUUGGUUUUCAUGGCAGACUGACUGAUACAUGAUGGAGAAGGUACAUCGUAACUUGAUUGCGAGAUGCGCACCAGUUGCGUCUUGAAGCGCCAGCAGCUGUAACAGAAGUUCCAGACCCCAGGACCACAGCCAGCCCUUCCAGCUCCCAAGACCUGAAGGCCAUGGAGCUCUCUGACAGCGACCGGCCCGUCAGCUUCGGCUCCACGUCGUCCUCGGCCUCUUCCCGGGACAGCCAUGGUUCCUUCGGCAGCAGAAUGACCUUAGUUUCCAACAGCCACUUGGGCUUGUUUCCCCAGGAUAAGGAAGCGGGGGCCAUAAAGCUGGAGCUGAUUCCAGCCAGGCCGUUCUCCAGCAGCGAGCUGCCAACGGAUGGCCCAGCCGCGCCUCCGAACCUGCACCAGGGCAGUGAAAGGCAGCCCCGGGUCCAGCGGAGAGGGGAGCCCAGCGGGGCCACGAGAACGGGUGCAGAGUCUGCCACCAGCCCCAAGCUCCUCUACGUGGAUCGAGUUGUUCAGGAAAUUCUGGAGACCGAAAGGACUUACGUGCAAGAUUUAAAAAGCAUCGUAGAGGAUUACCUUGACUGCAUCAGGGACCAAACGAAACUUCCUCUGGGGACAGAAGAAAGAUCAGCCCUUUUUGGAAACAUACAGGAUAUCUACCACUUUAAUAGUGAACUUCUGCAAGAUUUGGAAAACUGUGAAAACGAUCCUGUGGCCAUCGCAGAAUGUUUCGUGGCCAAGAGUGAAGAGUUCCACAUUUACACCCAGUACUGCACUAACUACCCCAGAUCAGUGGCUGUGCUCACAGAGUGCAUGAGGAACAAGAUGCUGGCCAAAUUCUUCCGGGAACGUCAGGAAACUUUGAAACACUCCCUGCCUCUGGGCUCCUAUCUCUUAAAACCAGUUCAGCGGAUUCUCAAGUAUCAUCUGCUUUUGCAUGAAAUAGAAAAUCACCUUGACAAGGACACAGACGGCUAUGACGUGGUGCUUGAUGCUAUAGACACGAUGCAGCGAGUGGCCUGGCACAUCAAUGACAUGAAGCGGAAACAUGAGCACGCAGUCCGGUUACAGGAGAUACAGAGUUUGCUCACUAACUGGAAGGGGCCGGACCUGACCAGCUACGGGGAACUGGUGCUCGAGGGAACCUUCCGCCUCCAGCGCGCCAAGAAUGAGAGGACCCUCUUCCUCUUCGACAAGCUGCUUCUCAUCACGAAGAAGAGAGACGACACGUUUACAUACAAAGCUCACAUCCUGUGUGGCAACCUCAUGCUUGUGGAGGUGAUACCCAAGGAGCCGCUCAGCUUCAGCGUCUUCCACUAUAAGAACCCCAAGCUGCAGCACACAGUUCAGGCUAAGUCCCAACAAGACAAACGCCUGUGGGUUCUGCACCUGAAAAGACUGAUCCUGGAGAAUCACGCGGCAAAGAUUCCGGCUAAGGCCAAGCAAGCAAUACUUGAAAUGGAUGCCAUUCAUUAUCCAGGCUUCUGUUACAGUCCUGAUGGAGAGACGAAAGCAUUUUGCGGUUCUAGAGAUGGGUCUGCCCCGAAUCGGCUGAGAAGAAAGUCUGAACCUUCCUCAAGAUCACAUAAAGUUUUGAAGACGAGUGAAACAGCACAAGACAUCCAAAAGGUUUCCAGAGAAGAAGGGUCUCCCCAGCUGACUUCAGCAGGGCCAUCUUCCGCCCAGAGGAACAGCCAGCCAAGUGGUUCUGCCUUUAUCAGCGUGCUUCGCGGGGGUGGAGCCGUCAGAAACAUCUGGACGGACCACCAGAUCAGGCAAGCCUUGUUUCCCAGCCGACGCUCCCCACAGGAGAACGAGGAUGAUGACGAUGAUUAUCAGAUGUUUGUGCCAUCCUUUUCCUCUUCGGAUUUGAACUCGAGCAGACUGUGCGAAGACAGCACUUCGAGUCGCCCUUGCAGUUGGCAUAUGGGACAGAUUGAGUCCACAGAGACCUCCAGCUCUGGCCACAGGGUUGUUAGGCGGGCCAGCAGUGCUGGUGAGAGCAACACGUGCUCUCCUGAAAUAAGAAUUAGGGAUAGUGAUGGCUCUCAGUACAGCCCCCGAAGGGAACUACAGAAUGACCCUAAAACAGAAGGGCAGGAUGGAAUGACUCCCUUUGGGUCAUCUAUAGAGUUGACUAUUGAUGAUAUAGACCAUGUCUAUGAUAACAUAAGUUACGAGGACUUAAAAGUAAUGGUUGCUAAACGGGAAGAGGCUGAAUCCACUCCCCUCAAAUCAGCCAGGGACUCUGUUCGCCCCAAGAGCACCCCGGAGCUAGCUUUCUCAAAGAGGCAAGCCGGCCAUGAGAAGAGCUCUCUGCACACCAAGAGAGAUGGAGCUCUCAUGGGUCCAGAGGCCUUGAACCAAAGCCCACAUGAGCUCCAGGUGGUUGAGGAGAACAUUUAUGAUACUAUCAGGGUCCCAGAUCCCCCCUCCCUGGAUUUCAAAUGUAGCAGCCUAAAGCGGGCCAAAAAGAGCACCUUCUUGGGUCUGGAGGCCGACUUUGCAUGCUGUGACAGUCUGAGGCCCUUUGUUUCCCAGGACAGCCUCCAGUUCAGCGAGGACGAGACACCUUACCACCAGGUACCCUCUGAUCGUGAUUAUUUGAGUUUGCUGUAUAGCUCUUCCAGCUGCAACUUGUCUGUGACCGAUAAGUCUAUAUCUGAUAAACUGUCUGAAGAAGUGGACGAAAUCUGGAAUGACUUGGAGAAUUACAUCAAGAAAAAUGAGGACAAAGCCAGAGACCGGCUCCUCGCAGCAUUUCCUGUUAGCAAAGAUGACGUGCAGGACAGGCUGCAUGCCGAGAGCACCCCUGAGCUGAGCAGAGACGCGGGGCGGUCCGUGUCCAUGCUCUCCCUUCCCGAGAGCCACACUUUCCUGUCGCAGCGGAAAGACAGGCCUGGCAGAGCCAGCCGGGCCCACUGCCCAUUCGAAGAUGACCUGAUUUCUAAAGAAGGCUCCUUUAUGAGUCUAAACCGGCUCUCCCUGGCCAGUGAGAUGCCUUCCAUGGAAAAUACCUAUGACUUGGCCACCAGCAGUCUCUCCCAAACAGACCUGGAAACCCCUGAGCCUGGGAUGGAUGCCACAGAUAAGACAAAAAGCAGGGUUUUUAUGAUGGCCAGGCAGUACAGCCAGAAGAUCAAGAAGGCAAAUCAGCUUUUAAGAGUGAAAAGCCCAGACUUGGAGCGGCCUCCGGCCAGCCAGCAGCAUAAAUCUGUGCCCAAAGAUCUGGCAGCCAUCUUAGAAGACAAGAAGCAAGGAGGGCCUGCCAUCGGUGCCAGGAUUGCUGAGUAUUCCCAACUGUAUGACCAGAUCGUGUUCAGAGAGCCUUCCUGUGAGACUCGGAGGGAGGCCUGGGCCAGCCCUCAAGACUCCUCCACCCUCACGUCUACAUCGCCUUCCCAGGCCCAACAUGGGAGCCAGGAUUGGCUUCUGCAUUCGACCUAUAGUAAUGGAGAGUUAGCAGAUUUCUGUCUCCGACCAGAGCAAGACUUGAAGUCAAAAUAUUCCACUUUUGAGAUCAGUCCAAAAAGUACUCCAAGACAGUUGUCCACCGCUUGCUCCGUGCCUUCUCUUCAAACCUCUGACCCUCUGCUGGGCUCCAUACAGAGACACAGCGUGGUGGUCAGUCAACCCAACAAAGAGAACUCCCUUCAGGGCUAUCCUUACAACUCUUUGGGUCGGAAAGGAAUCAGUACUAAAUCUCAGCCUUAUAACAGGUCCCAGUCAUCUUCCUCCAUCUUAAUAAACAAGUCAGUGGACUCCAUCAACUACCCUAGUGAAAUGGAAAAGAAACAGCUGCUGUCUUUACACAAAAGUCCCAGGUGUGACAGUCACCAGGAUUUGCUGCCAGGUAUCACUGACUCAUGUCAACAGGGCCCUGAAAGACGCUCAGAUCUCACCCUCCAAGACUCACAGAAAGUUCUGGUGGUAAAUAGACAUUCACCUUUAAAUGCCCAAAUAGCUACACAGAACUAUUUCUCCAAUUUCAGAGAGACUGAAGGAGACGAAGAUGACUAUGUGGAGAUAAAGUCAGAGGAAGAUGAGUCAGAGUUGGAGCCAUGUGACAACCGUAGGAGGAAAUCUGACCCAAAGAUGGUAGAUGCUGACUUUCCUGAUGUCUGCAGCAACAACACCGCUUACUCUUUGAAUAGUCCAUGUACUCCAAAGAAACCAAUAAGCGGCAAACUUGGGAUUUCACCAUAUCUGACGUCAUACAACGAUUCUGACAAACUGAAUGACUAUCUCUGGAGGGGCCCAUCUCCCAAUCAGCAAAAUAUUGUCCAGUCUCUGAGGGAAAAAUUUCAGUGUCUUAGUUCAAGCAGCUUUGCCUGAGAUUCUUAAUAGCAGCUGCCUGAAUUAAUUUCUUAUCAUGCUCAUACAUUACAGACACUGAGAGGUGUUUUAUAUGUACCAGAUUAAAACAAUUUUGUAAUAA
This is a messenger RNA of Equus caballus (horse), 6473 nucleotides long. It is a transcript of the gene PLEKHG1, whose product is annotated as pleckstrin homology and RhoGEF domain containing G1. Gene Ontology annotation, molecular function: small GTPase binding; guanyl-nucleotide exchange factor activity. NCBI's taxonomy places the organism in Eukaryota, Metazoa, Chordata, Mammalia, Perissodactyla, Equidae. The record is from RefSeq and is a predicted model, not a curated record.